GUUCGUGAACCUAAGCGCCUGUGUCCCCGAACCUUCUUCUUGUUAUUGUCGUUUACUUUCAUUUACUUUAUUUUCUUGUGUGGAAAAAUUUGAACAAAAUAGGGAUCAAAAUGUCGGCCCGUCGCGCCACCCACGCUGGCAGUUGGUACACGGAUUCUGCCGCAGAUUUGGCGCGACAGUUGGAAGGAUGGUUAGGACAAGCAGAUCUCUCACAUGGUCCUGCACGUGCCAUCAUAGCCCCACAUGCAGGGUAUCAGUAUAGUGGAGCUGUUGGUGCUCAUGCCUACAGACAAGUCUCACCAGUUGUAGUAAAAAGAGUUUUUAUAUUGGGUCCUUCACAUCAUGUACGCUUGUCAGGAUGCGCCCUGUCCUCUUUAACGAAAUAUAGGACGCCAUUGUAUGACUUAAUUGUAGAUCAGCAAGUGUACAAUGAGUUAUACCAUACGGGGCAUUUUGAGACCAUGAGUGUUUCAGCUGAUGAAGAUGAACACAGCAUUGAAAUGCAUCUCCCGUAUGUUGCAAAAGUCAUGGAAGACUUCAGGGAUAAUUUUACUAUUGUGCCCAUCCUAGUAGGAUCCCUGACACCAGAGAGAGAAAUUCUCUACGGACGUAUCCUAGCGCCUUAUUUGGCGGAUCCUCAAAGCUUAUUUGUGAUAUCUUCUGAUUUCUGCCACUGGGGACAGCGCUUCCGAUACACUUAUUAUGACCGCUCAGUGGGAGAGAUUUGGCAAUCGAUACAAAAAUUAGACAAACAAGGAAUGAACCUAAUUGAGACAUUAAACCCGAGUGCCUUUAGCGAGUACCUGAAAAAGUAUGGCAACACCAUUUGUGGUCGACACCCUAUUGGCGUCUUGCUCAAUGCGGUUGCAACUCUGCAGAAGACAACCAACGGCCAUCGCAUGUUGCUCAAAUUUUUGCAAUAUGCCCAAUCAUCUCGCUGCUAUACUUCCUCUGAUUCUUCUGUAUCAUAUGCUGCUGCCUCUCUUAUAUUUGAGUAAACCUUAGGUGCCUGCCGAUGAGGUGUGUUUGUAGGAAAAGUCAAAGGGGCCUCGGUGUGCAUUCUGAAUAUUGGAAGUGAUGCUCAUUCAAGAAAAUCAUUCAUUGCAGAAGGGUAGACUGGCCAAGUUGUGUUUCCCAAAACUAAAUUUUCAAGGAAAGCUAAUUCAAAUGAUAUUUUUAAAAGCAUUACCUAGCCCGUAAUGUACCCUACAGUGCACUUUUGUCCCAGGCCAAGGGGGUUUGUUGCCUAUUAGGCAAAAUGAAUAAGAGUGAGACAUCUUCAACUACUCAAACUUAUGACCAGUUGUCAAUCUUGAGACAUCACAAAUGUCUUUCAGUGUUGGUGGGAUUUUCUUCUGCCGUUGCUGAGGUUCAGUCAUGGCUAAAGGUUGCUAAUUGAGUCAGACAUUUUUGUUUCAGUGAUUUGACACUCAGGGCCAUUUUAUAACACGUGCUUGUAAUAAAAGAUAUGUGUGUAGGUUAUUAUUUGGCUUCAGAUAACCAACUUUUCUCAAUAUUCAGCCACAUAGCCCCACAAAUGUUAUUAUAACAACUUUACAGCAGAGAUUUUUUAAAAAGAAUUUUCCUUUCAGUGGGAUCUAGCUUAUUUGUAGCCUCAGAUCUGUGUUAAUUUCAAAGGAAAACAUAUUCUUUUAUUCCAUUUUUUGUAUCCUGGAUAUUUUAUUUUAAAAGGAGGUAAUUCAGAAUGUUUUUGUGAUCCUUUUGUAUGAGAUUAAUCUUUGGUUUGAUGUUUCACUGUAGUAGUUUUGUUAUGACGCUGAUCUCAGUUGAAGUUAAGGGUGUCUGUUUCUCAAACUUUUAGCCUGGUAUUCAAGGGUGUAUUGGUAUUACGUAUAUGAAUAUAUAUUUAUGUAUAGUCAGCACCACAAAACUGAAAAAGGCUUCAUCUUUUGUUAUGUUAUAUACUUCUUUCCCGUAUAUAUUGGUUUGAUGGCUGAAAUCAUAGAUAUUGUACAGUUGUAAUAUUAAGCCAGCAUUAAAGACUCCAGUGAUAACUCACAAAUGUGAUGCGCCGCAGGUUUUUAUUGGCUAUCAAUCACAUUUGAUUGAGUUUUGAUAAUGCAAACACAAAUAUCAAGGGACAUUCUACUAAAAAACAAAAUAAAAAAGCUUUUGUUAACAUAUGCACUUGCAUUAUUAAUAUUGGUUAUUGCAGUAUUUAUAAUGUCAGCUUGAUAUGUUUAGAAAUACAAUAAUCUACAAAUCAAUCUCAUUAGUUUAUGGAAUGUAUUUAGUUGCAUGAUUUUUAUUGUAUUUGUUUAGAUUUACUCAUACAUACAUUUAUAUAUGAUACGAUUCUCAUAAUUUAUGGAAUACCAAAUAAUAUAAUUUGCUUUUAAGUGCUUGUGUUGCAGGAAGGCAGUAGUAGUGUUGUAAGAAGUAUAAGCAGUGAAAUUCAUCCAUAUCCUUGAAAUAUAUUCGUUCUUGUUACUUUGAAGAACCACCUGCAUUAGAAUACCAGCCAUAGGUUUAGAUAUUUAUACUGAAACUGUACAAUGAAUAAUCAUCAUGGUCUGCGAAUAUCAAGAGAAAAUUGCAGCAGCUAGAUCAUCAGUACAUAACCCCAGUUUAACCUUACGAUAAGUUAAAUAUUAUCCUGAACUUAAUGCAUCAAAAAGAUAGAAUUUUUAAAUUCUUCAGGCCUUAUCCAAGUGGCUCUCUCUCUCUCUCUCUCUCUCUCUCUCUCUCUCUCUCUCUCUCUCUCUCUUUCACAUUAUUAUUAUUCAAAAGAUGAACCCUAUUCAUACAGAGCGAGCCCACAGGGGCAUUGACUUAAAAUUCAGGCUUCCAGAGAAUAUGGUGGUCAUUUGAAAGAAAUAACAGGAAGUAAUAGGAAAUAUAUGGGAAGUAUGUUCUAAGCUUUGUUCAGUUUAUUGGCAUAGAGGACAGCUGCUUUUUCUUGUAAUGAUACAUGUAACAUCAACUGCAAAUGAUGUGGUAAUUUUUCUUAUCAAUUAAGUAAUUGCAAGAUAGUGUUCAUUUUUCAUACCAUUUAAGUAAUUGCAAGAUCACAAAUGUUAGUUAUUGCUCCUAGAUAUUCAAUUACAAGUCAUUUAACCUUGGGAUAUUUUCAUUUCAUCACAAAACUUCCUUGUCUUUUGACAAUUGUCCCAUCUACCUAAUCUUUAGAUUUGUAGAAAUAAUUAGAGCUGUAAAACACAAUAGAGCUUUGAAAGAUCUGAUAUAACUCUCUCUCUCUCUCUCUCUCUCUCUCUCUCUCUCUCUCUCUCUCUCUCUCUCUCUCUCUCUCUCUCUCUCUCUCUCUCUCUCUCUCUCUCUCUCUCUCUCUUCUUUGGUUAUCAUAUAGGUAUUAUAAUGUGAACAUUAAAUGUAGGAGAUGCAUUAAUACAAGGUGUAUAUUUAACUAAUCCCCUAACGAGUAUAUUUCAAAAGCUCAAAUUGUUUCAUCAUAUUGUUAUAAUUAUUUUCUAGUUGAAAAGUAUAAGGAACCUUAGAAAUGUCUCAUUGGGUCGAUUUGUUUUUGUUUCAAUUGUCAGCAUUUUAUAUGUUGCCAGUUGUGAAAAAUGUGAUAUAAACUUGUUACUUUUUUAAAUAUUAUAGAUGCCAAUUGAUAUUCUUUCGGAAUUUGAACCCCUUUCAGCAGAUUACUUGAAGGUGUACGUAAUUGCUUUACCUGUGUCUAUGCAAUUAAGCUUUUACUGAAAUUUCUAUAUACUUUAUGGGUAAGCUACCUUUUAAUAGUUUGGAACGUACAAGUCGUAAGUCGUGAAAUUAAAUAGGUUGGCUUCAUUGUUUUUGUGUUCAUUAUUUUUUGGCCAGUUUUAUGCUUUAGAUUCAUUAGCUUGUAAUUGGAACAAUACUAUUAUGUUUUUGGGAAAGAAGUGUGAGAAUCCUAUUAAAUCUGGGCCUGGACAAUGAAGAGGGAUUUACAGUAUAAUGAUGCUUAUUAACUGACAUCUUUUAGCAUUAAAGGAUCCUUCAUGAUUCUUCUUUUGAUCAGAUUUACUAUGUAUCAUUUCUGUAAGCUUUGUGUAUUAUUAAUGAAGCAAGAGAUAAGUGCAGUUUUUAGCGACUGGGAACUGGAGAUAUUUAAAUGCCAUGCCAUUGGUCUUUGAUAGCAGUCGCAGCUCUGUGAUGUCGUAACUCCCUCUUGAUUAUCCAUACCUGGAUUUUCUUAGUUAGGACUCGCAUUUAGACACAGGCAAACAUAUGAAAGAAGUGUGAAAUUGUAUUCCAAAUUUUAAAGUUCUUCUGCUAAGAUUUACGACUAAGAAAGCUAACUUUGUCAUUGGAACAAGAUGUGAAACAUUGCUUAGAGAUGGAAAGGGGUGCUAGGUUAGGUUUUACAUUUUUAUACUAUUAUUGGUUGACCAUGGAAAUGGUAAUGAGAUUGUACUAGAUUAUGGAAAGCCUUAAUGUAUUUUGUGUGACUAGAGAAAUUGGUGGAUAAAAGAUCAUGAUCACACUUCCUGCAUGAUGUGUCUUGUAUUGAGAAGAUAAUUUUUGAAAUAUUGCAAGAUGAGUCCUUCAACCUUGGAAUACCUUCUUGUCAAUUGAUGCUCUUUGUUGCAUGAUAAUUUACUGCCGACCAGAUAAGCAUUAGAAGUAUUGCAAUAAAUAAAGUGGAAAAGUUAAUGGAGAGUUGAAAUUAUCAAUACAAAUUGAUGGGGUAUAUACUCUAAAGUUAUUUUAGUUUAGUUAAUUCUUGAAUAAUCCUAGUUGUACGUACAGUAUUUGAGAUUUUUCCUAAUUAAUGUGACUGAUAAAAUGGAGGUUCAUACUAAAAAUGAAACUUAGAAAGUUAAAGCUAUAAGGUAAUGCCAUCAAAUAUUAUUCACGUGAUUUGGAUUUGGGGGAGUUUGAGCAGUAUAUAAUAUGACUGCAAAACUUGUUUCCUUGAAAUUCACACACUGAGAUACACCAGGACUUGUGAUGCUGUUAACAUGGCUCUGUGCCUUACUAGACUAAUUGCCAAGAUCCCAAUAAUGGGUAAUAACUGGAAGUGCUCUCCUUUCAGCUAGUGAUUCCUUAGAGCAAUCUCUUUAAGAUUAUCUGCACAUUUUGUGAAAUGUUUAUUGUAACUCAAAAGGUAAUUGAUUGCUUAAAUAUGUAACUGAAAAAGUUGUUUACAACAUUGAAAAGGGAUCAGUUGGGCAGUUCCUUAAUUACUGUGAAGAGCUAAAGUAAGCAUUUCCCAUGGAAUGAACUAAACUUAUUUGACUUGAAUCUAGCAAUUUUUUUCUCUAUUUCUUUAUUCGGUAUUAGAUAUGCUUUGCCUAGCUGAUGUUUGAUAUUUUUACUAUUAUUUUGCUCAUUUGUAGAUGAACUGCAGCAAUAGAUUCAUUCAUCUUGGAUCAGUCAUUUAGUACAUUAAUUCAGCAUAGUUAUUUGGGUAUAAAGAGCCUGGCAGAAUGGGUCACAAAGUGCCCAUUUUACCCAUUUCUUUCAUAAAUCUACUUCUGUACUGCCAAAAUCAAACUCUCUGGUUGUGUCCCAUGUUUCUGAAACAAGUGCUAAAGCCUGGUGGCUUUUAUCUUCAUAGCAAUAAUAUCCAGAGUUAGUCACAGAAAGAUGUUUAUAUAAUAAGCAAGAAGAAAAGUCAAAUCAAAUGUUCUUAUUAGUAGGUAAAAAAAAGGUAAUUUGGAUCAACACUAAACAAGGAUGCAGGGUUAGUUACAGUUCCUAGAUUCAGUUGCUCCAUACCCUUGGCAUGGAACCUGUGGUCUGGUUAAACUACCUAAUAGUAAUAUUUAUUGCUGGGGACUGGGAAGGUUUUAGGUAAUAGUGUUUUUGGCUGUAAAUAUCAUAAACUACAUUCUAAAAGGGUUGAAGGAUAAGAGCUACAUUUGGCUCCCAUUUUGUGACAUGGUCUUGAUAGCAUUAUGCAGAAAUAAAGUAUUGAAAAUC
Macrobrachium nipponense is the source of this 5889-nucleotide messenger RNA. RefSeq names its product protein MEMO1-like. The record is from RefSeq and is a predicted model, not a curated record. The transcript is spliced from 8 exons. NCBI's taxonomy places the organism in Eukaryota, Metazoa, Arthropoda, Malacostraca, Decapoda, Palaemonidae. The coding region runs from base 111 to 998 and encodes 295 amino acids.